This is a messenger RNA of Nematolebias whitei (Rio pearlfish), 1407 nucleotides long. It is a transcript of the gene gpr83, whose product is annotated as G protein-coupled receptor 83. The transcript has 4 exons. Gene Ontology annotation, cellular component: membrane. The record is from RefSeq and is a predicted model, not a curated record. Gene Ontology annotation, molecular function: neuropeptide Y receptor activity. Bases 1 to 1407 code for a protein of 468 amino acids. Gene Ontology annotation, biological process: neuropeptide signaling pathway. Lineage: Eukaryota; Metazoa; Chordata; Actinopteri; Cyprinodontiformes; Rivulidae.
AUGGCAGCAGCCGGUGUUUGGCUGUCGGCGCUGUUGUGGCUCGGCGCCUCAGCUGGACGCACUCUCCUCAUCAACGACUCCUCUCUGCUCCCCGGCACGGAGACUUUUCUCAACAUGUCGGGACGGUCCGGGAACCGCACCUCCUCCUUCUCGGGCUUCUUCCUCCUGGACUUUGACGAGGGUUUGCUGGAGGACUGGCGCUCCCUGGCCGACAGGACGAGCAGCGGGAAGGAGGCGCAGGACGGCGGCGUGAAGGCGCUGCUCGUGGCCGCAUACUCCCUCAUCAUCGUGGUGUCUCUGUUCGGGAACACGCUGGUGUGCCAUGUGGUGGUGAAAAACAAGCGCACCCAGUCCUCCACCAGCCUGUUCAUCCUGAACCUGGCCGUGGCUGACAUCUUCAUCACCGUCCUCAACACACCUUUCACCCUGGUCCGCUUCGUAAACAGCACCUGGGUGUUUGGGAGGACCAUGUGCCACAUCAGCCGCUUCGUGCAGUACUGCUCCCUGCACGUCUCCACCCUCACCCUCACUGCCAUCGCUUUGGACCGACGGCAGGUGAUUUUACAUCCCCUCCGACCACGCAUGACUCCAUCACAGGGAGGUGUUUGGGUCUCUCUUAUCUGGAUAAUGGCCACCUGCUUCUCCCUCCCACAUGCAAUCUACCAAAAACUCCUGACGUUCACCUACAGUAAAGAAAAGGAGCGAAGCCUGUGUGUCCCAGACUUCCCAGAGCCGUCAGACGUCUACUGGCAGUACAUUGAUCUCCUGACCUUCAUCCUGCUGUACGUGCUGCCGCUCGUCAUCAUCACCGCCUCCUACACUACAGUGGCCCGCCGGCUGUGGCGCCAUAACGCCAUCGGUGACACGACGACCGCCCAGCACGCCACUCAGAGGAGGAAGCGCCGCAGAACGUUGGCCAUGCUGCUCCUGGUGGUGGGAGUGUUCGCCGUCUGUUGGUUCCCCCUCAACUGCUACGUGGUGCUGCUCUCGAGCCAGACCAUCCACUCCUCCAACGCUCUGUACUUCUGCUUUCACUGGCUGGCCAUGAGCUCCACCUGCUACAACCCGUUCAUCUACUGCUGCCUGAACCCCACCUUCCGCCAGGAGCUGCGGCUCCUCUUCGACAGGUGCCGGUGGAGGCGGAGAGUGGCGGUUGGCCUGGAGCCGGAGCAUCGCCCCGCGGUCGCCUGCGCUCCCUGCCACCGAGCCGCCUGGCCAGACAACCGCGAGUCCUCGAGGCCGAGCCACGCUCUGUCCCACCUGGGCCAGGGUUCUUUGCAGCAGAGCCACGCGUCGUCAAGCCACUCCCACAACCUGAAGGACGCGCACGUGCUGUUCAUGGCCAGGCAGGCCCUCACAGGGAGAACAGACAUCCUGUCAGUGGAGCCCAUCGUGGCUGAGAGAUAA